This is a messenger RNA of Brugia pahangi, 1503 nucleotides long. The record is from the annotation of a GenBank genome assembly. Lineage: Eukaryota; Metazoa; Nematoda; Chromadorea; Rhabditida; Onchocercidae.
AUGUUCUUCAAUAUAUUUAUGACACCCAUCACUUGGUUCAAUCUUCUACUAUGCAUCGCUUCUGAUAAUGAAACUUUCCAUCUACCUAAUUUCGACACUGCUAAUGAAGUUAUUACAAAUAAUACUUAUUCUGGCAUCUCAGAUACCUUUGGAUUUCUCGAUUACCUCAAUUUUGAGCCAAUGUUUAGCCCAGAAUUUCCAUCCGAUCCUUCACAGUUCAUUGAUUUCGCUCAGUUGAGUGAAACUGAGGAUAUAAGCAGUGAAGAAUCGAAAUCUGAAACUAAUCAGAUCACAAAUUCUCCUCAUCCUGGCUUCUCCGAUAUCUAUGAUCCCUUCGGUCACACUAAUUUUGAGUUAUCACUUAGCUCAGAUAUAGACUCAUACAGGAAUUUCUGGAGAGAUGCUAAUGAAGAAUUAAAAACGAGUGAUGAUAACCUGCGAUAUCCUUCCAUUAGAGAUGCUCAGAAUGAAACUUCUUCCUCACUUAAUCUCAACAGCAACGAUAUUAUCACAUAUAUGCACUUACCUGGUCCACAACAAAGUGCCGUUCCAACCCAUUUUCAUCAACUUACUCCUCCCGCAGGCGACACAUCCGGUCAACAUGGAAAUGCUGAACAGUGUAACAUCGACAAUAAGCACUUCUCGGAUAACUUGAAUAUCCUCAAUUAUAGGGAAAAUGCCUAUAAAGGAUUAGAAACAGAUAAGAAUGAUUAUACUUGUCAUUACCCGGGAUGUACAGUGAUCACGAAAACUCGCAAAGAAUAUCUCACACAUAGGAAAACCCACGGUCAACCCUUCAUCUAUGAAUGCAAAGUGCCCGAUUGUGGGCGAACAUUCGACCAUAAAUCAUCAUUUUAUAAUCAUAUAGAAACACAUGAACUUCAUCCUCGGUGCGGGUAUUGUGACAAAUUCUUCACCAACAGGAAUGCACUGCGAAAACACAACAGACUCUGCGAAAUAAAAUUUCAUAAGAAAAAUCAUACUUGUUAUUAUCGCGGAUGUACUGUGAUCACGAAAAAUUACAACGAACAUGCAACACAUAAGAAAACACACGGUCAACCCUUCAUCUAUGAAUGCAAAGUGCCCGGUUGUGGACGAACAUUUGACCAUGAAUCAACAUUUUACAGCCACAGACGAACGCAUGAACCUCAUCCUCAGUGCGAGUGCUGUGGCAAAGUCUUUGUCAGCAAGAAUGCACUGACUUAUCAUAAGAAGCGCUGCCCUACAAAAUCUCAUGAACGAUGCUACGAAUGCUUUUAUCUCGGAUGUACUAUGAUCACGAACAGUUACAAGGAAUAUAUAACACAUAAGAAAACACACGGUCAGCCCUUCAUCUAUGAAUGCAAACUGACCGGUUGUGGACGGACAUUCGACCAUGAAUCAACAUUUCAUAGUCACAAGCGAAUGCAUGAAUCUCAUCCUCAAUGCGAGUGCUGCGGCAAAUCGUUCAACACCAGGAAGGGACUGCAUCAACAUAAGAAGAUACAGCAUACAGCUAAAUAA